GCGGCCGCAGACGAGGCUCUUCCUCUGUCUGCUCUGCUGUGCUACCAUCACUGUGGUCAUUUUUCUCAUCACUAGCCCGUCUCCGCCGGCCUGUUCCUCCCCGGAAUAGCAACAGUUGGUGGAUUAUUGUCGUAACGUUUUGGAGCAGCGCUCAUAAGAGGCCAGAAACAUGAGUGUCGAGGCGUACGGGCCGAGCUCGCAGACUCUAACGUUCCUGGACACGGAGGAAGCGGAGCUGCUGGGAGCGGACACCCAGGGCUCCGAGUACGACUUCACCGAUUUCACCCUGCCGAGCCAGACGCAGACCCAAGGCCAGACCCAGAGCCAGCUGGACGGACAGGUGAACGGGCCUGACGGCGUGCUGCAGAACGGAGACGACCCCGUGGUGAAAGCCAGUCAGCUGCUGGCAGAGUUGAACUUUGAAGAGGAUGAGGAGGACACCUACUACACUAAGGACCUUCCAGUGCAUGCCUGCAGUUACUGUGGCAUCCAUGAUCCAGCCUGCGUCGUCUACUGCAACACCAGCAAGAAGUGGUUCUGCAAUGGUCGUGGAAACACGUCGGGCAGCCACAUUGUUAACCACCUGGUGAGGGCGAAGUCCAAGGAGGUGACCCUUCAUAAAGACGGCCCUCUGGGAGAGACGGUCCUGGAGUGCUACAACUGCGGUUGCCGCAACGUCUUCCUGCUGGGCUUCAUCCCCGCCAAGGCCGACUCGGUCGUGGUGCUCCUGUGCAGGCAGCCGUGCGCCAGCCAGAGCAGCCUGAAGGACAUCAACUGGGACAGCUCACAGUGGCAGCCGCUCAUCCAGGACCGUUGCUUCCUCUCCUGGCUAGUGAAAAUCCCCUCGGAGCAGGAGCAGCUGCGAGCGCGACAGAUCACCGCUCAGCAGAUCAACAAGCUGGAGGAGCUCUGGAAGGAGAAUCCCACGGCCACCUUGGAGGACCUGGAGAAGCCUGGAGUGGACGAGGAGCCUCAGCAUGUGCUGCUUCGCUAUGAGGACGCCUACCAGUACCAGAACAUCUUUGGUCCUCUCGUGAAGCUCGAGGCCGAUUAUGACAAGAAGCUGAAAGAGUCACAGACUCAAGACAACAUCACAGUCCGGUGGGAUUUAGGCCUGAAUAAGAAGAGGAUUGCCUAUUUCACUCUUCCCAAGACGGACUCCGACAUGCGACUAAUGCAGGGAGAUGAGAUUUGCCUGAGAUACAAAGGAGACCUGGCUCCUCCGUGGAAAGGAAUUGGACAUGUGAUCAAAGUCCCUGACAAUUACGGUGAUGAGAUUGCCAUCGAGCUGAGGAGCAGCGCCGGGGCUCCGGUGGAGAUCCCCCACAACUUCCAGGUCGACUUCGUCUGGAAGUCCACCUCCUUUGACAGGAUGCAAAGCGCCCUGAAGACGUUUGCUGUGGACGAGACCUCGGUGUCUGGCUACAUCUACCACAAACUGCUGGGACACGAGGUGGAGGACGUGGUCAUCAAGUGUCAGCUGCCCAAACGCUUCACCGCCCAAGGCUUACCUGACCUCAACCACUCCCAGGUUUAUGCUGUGAAGACGGUGCUGCAGCGCCCCCUCAGUCUGAUCCAAGGACCGCCCGGCACCGGGAAGACGGUCACUUCUGCCACGAUCGUGUACCACCUGGCUCGACAAGGAAAUGGGCCCGUGCUGGUUUGUGCUCCCAGCAACAUUGCCGUGGAUCAGCUCACCGAGAAGAUCCACCAGACGGGUCUGAAGGUGGUGCGACUGUGCGCCAAGAGCAGGGAGGCCAUCGACUCACCAGUGUCCUUCCUGGCUCUGCACAAUCAGACCCGGAACAUGGACAGUAUGCCAGAGCUCCAAAAGCUCCAGCAGCUGAAGGAUGAGACCGGAGAGCUGUCCUCCUCGGACGAGAAGCGCUACAGAGCUCUGAGACGCACGGCCGAGAGGGAGCUGCUGAUGAAUGCCGAUGUGAUCUGCUGCACCUGCGUCGGCGCAGGAGAUCCUCGUCUGGCCAAGAUGCAGUUCAGAUCCAUCUUGAUCGAUGAGAGCACGCAGGCCACUGAACCAGAGUGCAUGGUGCCCGUCGUCCUGGGCGCCAAGCAGCUGAUCCUGGUGGGCGAUCACUGCCAGCUGGGGCCUGUGGUGAUGUGCAAGAAGGCGGCUAAAGCGGGCCUGUCCCAGUCCCUGUUUGAGCGCCUCGUGGUUUUGGGGAUCCGGCCGAUCCGCCUGCAGGUUCAGUACCGCAUGCACCCGGCCCUCAGCGCCUUCCCCUCCAACAUCUUCUACGAGGGCUCGCUGCAGAACGGAGUCACUGCCGCCGACCGGGUGAAGAAAGGCUUCGACUUCCAGUGGCCGCAGCCUGACAAGCCCAUGUUCUUCUACGUCACCCAAGGCCAGGAGGAAAUCGCGAGCUCCGGAACAUCUUAUCUCAACAGGACUGAGGCUGCCAAUGUGGAAAAGAUCACCACGCGCUUGCUGAAGGCCGGCGCUAAACCCGAUCAGAUCGGCAUCAUCACGCCGUACGAGGGCCAGAGGUCCUACCUGGUGCAGUACAUGCAGUUCAGCGGCUCGCUCCAUACCAAGCUGUACCAGGAGGUGGAAAUUGCCAGUGUGGACGCCUUCCAGGGCCGAGAGAAAGACUUCAUCAUCCUGUCCUGUGUGAGGGCCAAUGAGCACCAGGGCAUCGGCUUCCUCAAUGACCCCAGGCGUCUUAACGUGGCGCUCACCAGGGCCAGGUACGGCGUGAUCAUUGUGGGGAAUCCCAAAGCGCUGUCCAAGCAGCCUCUGUGGAACCAUCUGCUCAAUUACUACAAGGAGCAGAAGGUCCUGGUCGAAGGUCCGCUGAACAACCUGAGGGAGAGCCUCAUGCAGUUCAGCAAACCCCGCAAGCUGGUCAACACCAUCAACCCUGGCGGUCGAUUCAUGAGCACAGCCAUGUACGAUGCCCGGGAGGCGCUCAUUCCUGGGUCUGUCUAUGACCGCAGCAGUAAUGGACGUUCAUCCAACAUGUAUUUCCAGACCCAUGAUCAGAUCGGUAUGAUCGGCACCGGACCCGGUCCGAUGUCCUCCAUGAACCUCCCCAUCCCCUUCAACCUGGUGAUGCCCCCCAUCCCUCCCCCGGGGUACCUGGGCCAGGUCAACGGCCCGUCUGCAGGUCGCGGUGGCGGAAUGAAAGGCAAGUCGGGCGGCGGAGGCGGCGGAGGGACUCGAGGCGGCCGCCAGAGGAACCGCAGCAACAUGGGAAACCACAGCGGCGGGGGCGGCGGCCCGGACCGCGGCCACAUGAGCGGCAGCCAGGCCAGCCAGGACCAGGGCUCGCAGCCCUUCUCCCAGGGGCCGCUGACGCAGGGCUACAUCAACAUGAGCCAGCCCUCGCAGAUGAGCCAGCCCGGCCUCUCGCAGCCCGAGCUCUCCCAGGACAGUUACCUUGGAGAUGAGUUCAAGUCCCAGAUCGAUGUGGCUUUGUCGCAGGACUCCACCUACCAGGGGGAGCGGGCCUACCAACAUGGCGGUGUGACUGGACUGUCCCAGUACUAGACUGUUGCUGAAUCGGAGCUGGGCCUGUGUGAAGCUUAGUUCAUUGUGAUUUUAAUCUGGGUAAUAACAAAAAAGAACAAACAUGGAUACCCGUUUUCCACUGCUACAACCGAAGCACCACUGUGUGAAAGUAACAGGAGAGAGACCGUGAGAAACCAACCAAUCACAAGAGUGAGAGCGAAGAUGGGAGUAGAGCUGGACAGGAAGAGAGCAAGACGGAGCGAGUGGGAGGCUGGUGGAGGAGGGAGCGAGAGAAGGAGGGGGCACUGCUGCUCACACGCCAAGGAGAAAGCUGUCGUCCUCGCAGCGGCGCAGUCGGAGAGGCCAGACCUUCGACGGGUCGAGGAGGGCGAGAGGUCUGAAAGAUUCUGGAGGGAGGAAGGGGGAGGAGGACAAAAAAAAAAGGGGCGACUGUGUCACCUUGUCCCCCUGGUGUGCCCCCGAACCCGCGGGGGUCUGCAGGCGGGGAUUGUUGGGAAUCUUGCUCCAAUAGCCGAGAAAGACGGAGAAGAGGUGUCUCACACAAAAAGUCCUCCAAGCUAACUCAACAGGACGUCUCUGUGACUUGGAGGGAAGGAGGGUGGAGGGACGGAGACACGACUCUUGAAGCAGUUGAAAUGGCAACUUUUUUAAACUCAAAGCUUGAAUUGAGGCUCCGCAUCCGAUCACAUUCUGGACACCCAGGAGAAACAUCCGGCGUUUCGAGUGAACUCACAACGUGCUCGUGACCUUGCGCCUCAAAGAGUUCACCACGAAAAUUUCGCGGACCGCCAUAAGUCACGGGUCUCUUGCUUUUCUUUUUCAGCUUUGAGUUGGAAAGUUUUCUGAAUGCCGGCUGUUUUCACCGUGAGCUCGCGCAGGGGGCCGUCUGUCCAGGCAGGUCUUUCGCUAGGUGGUCUGCAAAGAACAAGUGGUGGAAUUGGAUCUUAUAAGUAUAAAAGAAAAACAUCUUUGUCUCCAGAUCUGAGCUCCAAACAUCUCCAGAUAGUGAGACAAUCUUGUUUUUUUUUUUUUUCGUUGUUGUUUUUGUUGUCUUCUGUGUAUGUUUUUUUUAGUUGUGCAGAAGAGUGAGAGGAGGCACUGUAACCAGCUUGUAAGUGAAUCGAGCCGUCGUUCUUUUCUGCUCACCUCGAAGCACUGAAGCUCGCGGAUAUGAAUCGCCACCACCGCCGACUGAGAGAAUCUCCGAGCACCUGAUCGACACGGCGAGGAGUUUUCACUGCAGCAGGGUGAAAACCUCCAAGCCCCGCCCCCCCACAUGAGAACAAACACGUUGAAGAGAAACUCCACUUUCACCUCUCCGGACUGUGGUGAACGGUGUGGAGACGCCGUCGUAAAGUCACAUCCCGUGUGUGAAAUGUAACGUAGGCAGAACCUUGCUUUGGGAGCACGCCUCUUGUUUCCUUUCUUCUAGUUUUUUUUUUUGUUGUUUUUUUUGUUCUUUGUUCGAAAAAGUGUUUCAGUGAGAAAAUGAAUAAACCGUCAGAGCCGUAGUGCAGUCGUGUUGAGGACGGUGCUGUUUCUUCUGCGACUCCGGUCCCUGGUAGCGCUUUUCUUUGUGUAUUUUUAUUUUUUUUUUUAAUCUAGUGUUGUGAGUUCUCGCUUUCUCGUAUCGGUAUCUACCAGGCUUUUGCUAAACGCUUUCGACCGCCUCGUGUCCGACGCGAAGCUUCUUUACAUCCUGCUUUAACCUCCCGACACAGAAAAGCCACAGAGGAAGUGUAAACACACGGACCAAACGUGAACACUUACUGGCGAGUUGUGAAUUCAUUUGAAUUAUUAUUGGUCAGAUUUACUGUUGCCUCUGGUUAUUAAUGCUCAGAAUGAUCCAACUUUAUAGAGACCCUUUCCGAAAAGAUGAGAAUAUCAUGUAGACGUUUUAAUUUCAUGAUUCCAUUGAAGAAGUUAAACUUCCAUAGAUUCAGGGCCCACAAUUUAAACAAUUUCCGGUAUUUGAUCAUUUUUAUGUCAUUUGGGCUUCCAGCUUGUAAAACAGGAAUUCAAAAAUUUAGAAUACUGUGGAGUAAUUGAAUGUUUUAAACGGACUGCUCCAGCCAACUCGUUGAGAGUCCAUGGGGUGUCAUCAAGAUGAUCUGAUUUUUUGGAAAGUGUCUGCAUCGUUAAACAACCUUCUCCAACAUGACUUCAAUCAGUUCAUUGAGCUCUGGAAGAUCAUGGCAAAUGCCGAGGUUUGGGGCGAAAGAAUAGCCCCCAAAGUCCACCCAGUAGUUUGAAAACCCUGUUUCAACCGGUUUCAAACUGAAAUCUGCAGAAACGAAACCCACUGUGGUGGAAAAGAAUCGGAAGAAGGAAACAACCGUUUGCAGGAUGACCUCUGCAACCAAAAUAUUAGCAACGCCUCACAAACUGUGGCCAAGAUAUGCUUUAAAACUUUAAAUCAGCAUUUUAAAAGGCGUUUUAGGAUAAAUGGCUGUUUUAAACAUUAUUUUUGCUGUUCUGGAAAAGUUAAUUAGAUUUUAUUUUUCUUUAUAAUUGGGUGUAACAGUAACGCUGACUGCUGUUGGUGCAUCGAAAGCCUACACAAGGCAUUGAAUUACUGUGUGAAAAUAAAGACAACUUGUGCACAUUUAAAGUCAAACUUUAAAAAUAAUUUCACAGUAAUUAACUUGCACCUGUACUUUUUGCAUGUCUUCUGACUUGAGAGUAGUUUUUCCUCUGCUGUGAUAUUUUGGUUUGCUGUUUAAACUACAACUGAUUUUUCUUUUUUUGCCAGUUGGAUGCAGCCUAUUUAGUUUUUCCUGUCCUCAAACAGAUGUUAGUUAGAAACUGCUCUCAAAAUCAUCCUGUUGAUAAUUUUGGAAAAAUAAAGUUUGCUUCUUUUUG
Messenger RNA from Salarias fasciatus (jewelled blenny), 6352 nucleotides. RefSeq names its product regulator of nonsense transcripts 1-like. The coding region runs from base 170 to 3508 and encodes 1112 amino acids. Gene Ontology annotation, molecular function: RNA helicase activity; hydrolase activity; DNA binding. The record is from RefSeq and is a predicted model, not a curated record. The transcript is spliced from 24 exons. Gene Ontology annotation, biological process: nuclear-transcribed mRNA catabolic process, nonsense-mediated decay. NCBI's taxonomy places the organism in Eukaryota, Metazoa, Chordata, Actinopteri, Blenniiformes, Blenniidae. Gene Ontology annotation, cellular component: cytoplasm.